This is a messenger RNA of Selaginella moellendorffii, 1544 nucleotides long. RefSeq names its product probable 2-oxoglutarate-dependent dioxygenase ANS. The transcript is spliced from 6 exons. Lineage: Eukaryota; Viridiplantae; Streptophyta; Lycopodiopsida; Selaginellales; Selaginellaceae. The record is from RefSeq and is a predicted model, not a curated record. Bases 245 to 1297 code for a protein of 350 amino acids.
UAUACAGCUUAAUGCCGAAUCUCUACUGGGAGAGACUUCGUACACUGAUUGACGAUCGUGGCAUCGAUGAAAAGUCGUAUAUGGGAUGGGACCGUGUACGUGGCCUAUCUGAUGCUGAGCCACAACAUUUGCUUCAGAGCCCCACAGGAAAUCGUGAGCCUAGUCUUCUAGUCUACAGUUGCGGUCGCAUGCUUCUUAAACAAGUGCGGAGUGCUGAAAGCUUCCCUUAUAGAAGUUCUUGUAAAUGGCUCUGGUUGUGCAGUCGCAGCCUCCAAUUUCCGUGCAGGCUUUGGUACAGAAUGGCCUCGAAGAAGUGCCUUCACGCUUUCUUCAGCGCUCGCUUGAUUCCCGUGUGUCAGCUCCUUUCGAAGAGAGCUUGCCGAUCAUCGAUCACGGGAAGUUACUACGGAAUGAUCCUUCAGAAUUGGCGAAGCUAGGAGCAGCUUGUGCAGAGUGGGGAUUUUUCCAGGUUGUAAAUCAUGAUAUCCCAAUUUCCUUGCUCGAAAGAGUCCGAGAAGCUGCUCGACAGUUUUUCCAUUUGUCUCACGAGGAGAAGCUGGAGUUUGCGAUAAAGCCAGGGAGCUGUGAAGGCUACGGGAGGCAUUUCCUUGCGUCGGAUGUGCUCGACUGGGUUGAUCUUCUCUAUCACCAAUUGCUCCCCAUCUCCACUCGGAACUUGUCUUCCUGGCCUACCAAGCCCGAGUCUUACAGGACCGUGCUACACGAGUACUCCAACGAGGUGCAUGGACUUGCAAAAUGCCUCCUUGGAAAGAUUUCAGAGACGCUUGGCCUUGAGUCCGACUUCCUGGAGAAAAAGUUUGGAGAGUGCAUCUACCAGACUAUUCGGGUAAACCAUUACCCUCCGUGUCCACAGCCUGACCGCGUCAUGGGACUGAGUCCUCAUUCUGAUCCCGGAGGUAUCACUAUACUGCUCCAAGACGACGUCGAAGGCCUUCAGGUCAGGAAAAAUGGCAAAUGGGUCCAAGUCCAGGCUGAUCCGGAGGCUUUUGUGGUGAACCUUGCAGAUCAGAUUGAGAUAAUAACCAAUGGCCUCUACAAGAGCGUCGAGCACCGAGCCGUGGUGAAGACCGAGAGCAAAGAACGCAUAUCGUUGGCAAUGUUUCACAGCCCGCUGCCCGAUACACUCGUAUCUCCUGCGGCCAACUUUGUGAAUCCUAGGCAGCCAUCGAGGUACACCUCCAUGACAUUCGGGCAGUACAGGUCGAGCUUCCUCAACAAGGAACUCAGGGGCAAGAACCACGUCAAGAGCAUGCUCGUGGAGAAAGAACAGGACUGACCAGACCUUGAGCGAUAGAACGCGAGCUUUGUUCUUGAGCAGCUGGCUAUGUUAAUUCAGUGAGAUUUUCACUUCGGAGCUUGGGAAGCUGAGCAGGCAGUGCAUGGAAAGUAGCCUCGACCCAUACAUUCUCUACACUUUUCUCCUGUGGCGCCUUGAUCGAAGAUUGCAAGCUGGGGUCUUAGCUCCCCCCGGCCUUUGCAUUUCCCGCAAGCCUUCCUCUUCAAUCCACCGCAGUCUUCACAGA